Drosophila nasuta is the source of this 5969-nucleotide messenger RNA. RefSeq names its product anion exchange protein Ae2 (gene Ae2). The record is from RefSeq and is a predicted model, not a curated record. Gene Ontology annotation, biological process: bicarbonate transport; monoatomic anion transport; transmembrane transport. Bases 854 to 4699 code for a protein of 1281 amino acids. The transcript has 16 exons. Gene Ontology annotation, cellular component: plasma membrane. Gene Ontology annotation, molecular function: monoatomic anion transmembrane transporter activity; solute:inorganic anion antiporter activity. NCBI's taxonomy places the organism in Eukaryota, Metazoa, Arthropoda, Insecta, Diptera, Drosophilidae.
GAAACGUGCAGCCGCAAACACAAUCGACGCGAUCGCCUGAGAGCAACCAAAACGUCAAGUUCAAGUUUGUUUAACGACGCGCGCGCGGGUCUCUCUUAUUGCUAUCGAAAGUCCUAAAUAAGAAUACGAAAGAAAUCAUUAAAAAAUAAAAACAAUUCAUAUUUCUAAUAAAAACGUCACAGUCUUGUACACGGUUUUAUCUUUGUCAGUGUUGUGUUCAACUUCUGCCAUUUUGUGUGGUGUUCAAGUAUUUCGCCAUUCUCGGUGCCGCGACAUCUCCGAUCUCCGAUCGCCGUUGUAUUUCAUUAUAUUAUUUUGUUGUUGGUUUGUCGUCUGCCAGUUUUGUUUUUAUCGACGCGUUUCUUUUUUGAACUCUCCGUGUGUGUGUUUGUGUGUGACGUCUAUCGCCUUGAAGAACCGCCUCCAUCAAAACUAUCAAACGUCGCGAUUUUUAGUUAUUAAAAAACCGAUUUGUUUAUUGUCAUUCACCGCGCCGCAUCCCCUGUGAUCUGUUGCACGCUAAUCAAUGAAGUUGUGCCACACACACGCACAAACAGUGGAAAAUUUUCAGCUCUGAAGGAGAGAGAAACUGUAAAUUUGGCGAAACCGACGACGCAACGCUGCGACGUAGGUAAAAGAGAUCUUUAAAUUGAACAUUGUUUGAUCGCAUCGAAUGCCGAGAUUCUUGAAGCUCUCGCAGUGGCCACCGCGAUUCAACUAUAGUUCAAUGCAAGUUCGCAGGUUUUGCCGCCUUCAGAUUAUCAAAUAGACAGUUCGCCCCCCAUUAAAACGAUCCUCUCAAGGAUCGCUCGUGAUCAAUUUAUACAUUUUUUUUUAAGAAGACGCCGACAAGAUGAGUUUCAGUUCGGCCAGCGGAAGAGAGAACAAUGUUCGCAAAUUGUCCUUCCUCGGCUUCAAUACAAAGAAAAAGUCUGGCAAUGAAGAUCCCGAUGAAGUGCUGUUGGACUCGGAAAUGGAUAAAGUCUUUGCCGGCUCAAAUCCGCGCAAAGACAAAUUCGAUGUGAACACGUUUCAGGAUAACAGCCAGCUGCCCAUUGGAUCACGCAAAAAGAGCAGUGUACGCACAAAUGACCUCAACAUUGAGGAGGACUCGGAAUACGAGAGCCAAACGGAGCCAUUGAAUAAUGCACAAAACUAUGAUGAUAUACCAGAAGAUUUCCCAUUAGUCUCGGAGCGUGCUGGACACGGCGAUCACUCGGAUAAUUCCGCUGAUGAAAAGCACGUGCAAUUCGGUGAUGCCAAAAAGAAAAUUGUCAUCACACCGCCCAGUCUGAGCUAUGAUGAACAGCCCACGGAUCAAUCGCACGAACGUAAACGCAGAAAAAGCCGCCAUCAGUAUUAUAGACAACGUAAAUUCUCACAUCAGGACAGCGUGGAACCCAAAAAGACAAUCGAGGAGAACGGUGAUGCAGGUGCGCGUAGGAUCUCUGUGCAGCCUGAGGACACGGCAUUGGAGACAAAUGGCCAAAUGCCACAGGCUACACAGGAAGCUGAUCUCAAUGAGCUGAGAUCACAUCGUUCGGAUGAUCCUCGCGCUCUGCGACGCCACAAGAUUCAUCAUUCAUCCAUCAAGCUGCGCGAAUUGCCGCAAAUCACAAUUUCGCCGUUCACCAACAAGAAGCCCGAAGUCGAUCACAGUCCCCAUGAGAUCUUUGUGCAACUCGAUGAACUCACGGGCGUGGGCGAGGAUCGCGAGUGGAAGGAAACAGCUCGUUGGAUCAAGUAUGAGGAGGAUGUCGAGGAAGGCUCCGAUCGCUGGGGCAAACCGCAUGUUGCCUCUCUCUCAUUCCACUCGCUGCUCAAUUUGCGUCGCUGCCUGGAAACGGGCGUUGUCCUGCUGGACCUCAACGAGAAGGAUCUGCCCGCCGUUGCCUAUCGCGUCGUCGAGCAGAUGGUCGUCGAGGAUCUCAUCGACAUCAAUGACAAGCCUUCGGUUAUGCGAUCGCUUCUGUUACGCCACCGCCACGUGAACGAGCAUCAAGGCGUGUUGCCUUUCACGAAGCGCAAGUACAACAGCUACACCAGCCUGCAGCAACUACUACCCAAAUCGCUACUUUGGAUGGGCGCCGAGGCGACACAGCAACUACAACAACAACAACAGCAACAGCAGCAACAACAUCAGCAGCAGCAGCAACAUCAGCAGCUACAUCAACUACAACGAACACAGCUGCCGAAGACAAGACGCAGCAUCUGCGUCACUUCCAGUGCCCCACCGGCAGCGAUGCUCAAUCUGGGUGCCAUCGAUCAUCGGCGACACUCGACGACCUCGUAUCUGGGUAACCUCUCGGGCACCACGGAUGACAAGAAGAUCAAGAUCAUGCCGGCCAGUGAAAUUGGCGGCAGCAAGCGCAGCAAUGAGCUGAAGAUCGACAUGAAGGAUGAUCUCUGCUCAUCCUCGCAGGAGGAUCUCAAGAAGCUGCAAAACGACACCAUACUUCGGCGCAUUCCCGCUGGCGCCGAAGCCACCACAGUUUUGGUGGGUGCCGUUGAGUUCCUGGAACAGCCCACCAUUGCCUUUGUGCGUCUCUCGGAGGGCGUGCUCAUGCCCACAUUGACCGAAGUGCCCGUCCCGGUGCGCUUCAUGUUCGUGCUGCUUGGACCACGCAACUUUGAUCUGGACUAUCAUGAGGUGGGUCGCUCCAUCUCGACGCUGAUGGCCAACGAACAUUUCCAUGCCAUUGCCUACAAGGCCGACGAUCGUCGUGAUCUGCUCUCGGCCAUCAAUGAGUUCUUGGAUGAUUCCAUUGUGUUGCCUCCGGGUAAUUGGGAUCGCCACGAUCUGCUGCCCUUCGAUGAGCUGAAGGCCAAGAAAGACUGGAUUCGCACGCGUAAAAUCAAGGCACUGCAAGUGAAACGCGACAGCGAAAUGAUCAAGAUCGGACGCGAUGAGGAAAAGUCGUUGCUGGAGAAACAGGCCCUGGGUGCUAUCACAGGAGGACCCGGAGCACCGGGCGGCGAUGGCGACGAUGAUGGCGGGGAUGGCAAAAAGAAGAGACCGAGUCCCAUGGACAAGACGCAUCGACUCUGGGGCGGUCUGAGGAAUGACCUGAAGCGACGCAUGCCCAUGUACGUAAGCGACAUACUCGAUGGCCUCAACACCGAGACGUUGGCAGCGACCAUCUUCAUGUACUUUGCCUGCCUCUCCACGGCCAUCACGUUCGGUGGUUUGGCUUCGGCGAAGACCGACAGUUGGAUUGGCAUCUCAGAGACGUUGAUUGCCUGUUCUUUGGUCGGCAUUGUGUUCCACUGUCUGUCGUGUCAGCCUCUUGUUAUCAUCGGCACCACGGGACCUUUGCUGCUCUUUGAUGAGGCGCUGAUGGUCUUUUGCACUGCGAACCAUAUUAAUUUCCUCGAGUUACGCGUUUAUGUGGGCAUCUGGUUGAUCAUCAUUGCACUUUGUGUCUCCGCGUUUGAGGGCAGCGUCUAUGUGCGUUUACUGACGCGUUUCACGCAGGAGAUCUUCUCCGCACUGAUCACACUCAUCUACAUUAUGGAGACCAUGAUGAAGCUGGUUUCAAUCUACCAAAUGAAUCCGCUGCUCUCCGAUUACAAUCUGCCUCCCCCAACACUCGUGGAGCAUCACAAUGCAACUGGUUUCAAUGAAACUACUGAAGUGAACAUGACAACUGUGGCGCCUCCAACGAACAAGUUGCCCAUCAAUCAACCGAAUACCGCCCUCUUCUGCACCAUACUCACAUUGGCCACCUUUGUGGUCGCCUACUACCUGAAACUGUUUCGCAAUUCACACUUUUUGGGCCGCAAUGCGCGACGAGCGCUUGGGGACUUUGGUGUGCCCAUCUCGAUUGCCAUCUUUGUGCUGAUCGAUUAUCUGGUGCCAUCGGUUUACACUGAGAAACUUGUGGUGCCUGAAGGUUUGACGCCCAGCGCAGCCUCCAAACGUGGUUGGUUCAUUGGCUUCAGCGGCAACUUCGAAGCUUGGAUUCCUUUUGCUUGUGUUGUUCCCGCUUUGCUCGUCUACAUUCUCAUCUUCAUGGAAUCGCAGAUCUCGGAACUGAUUGUGGACAAACCGGAGCGUGGCCUGAAGAAGGGUUCGGGACUGCAUUGGGAUAUUGUUUUAUUGUGUUUGCUGAACACGUUCUGCGGCCUCUUUGGCAUGCCUUGGCAUUGUGCAGCCACCGUGAGAUCCGUGACACACGUCUCCUCAGUCACCAUAAUGUCACGCACACAUGCUCCUGGUGAAUCGCCUCGCAUCAUCGACGUGAAGGAGCAGCGUCUGUCCGGCUUCUUUGUCUGCGUCAUGAUUGGCUUAUCGGUGCUAAUGUCGCCGCUGUUGCGUCUUAUUCCCAUGGCUGUGCUCUUUGGUGUCUUUCUCUACAUGGGGAUCGCUUCGAUGAGUGGCGUGCAGCUCUUUGAACGCAUAAGACUCUACUUCAUGCCGGUGAAGCAUUAUCCACCCACGGAGUAUGUGAAGCGUGUGCGUCCCUGGAAGCUGCAUCUGUUCACCACCAUUCAAGUGAUUUGCCUCGCUGUGUUGUGGACUGUGAAGUCGUCCAAGUUCUCGCUGGCCUUCCCCUUCUUCCUCAUUCUAAUGGUGCCCAUCAGACAUUGGUUGGGUUCGCUCUACAAGCCCGAGGAGUUGCAGGCGCUGGAUGGCAGCGAGGUGCGCAACGAUGAGGAUGAGCCAGAUUUCUAUGAGCAGACCACCAUCCCAGCCUAGAGACUUGAAUGGAAUGGAAAGUGAAAUUCGACCUGACCCAGCGCUUGAGUCAGGCUUUAGGCCAAAUUCAUAAAAAACAACUAACUAAAUUAGUCGUAUAGUAAACGUAGUUAAUCAAAGUAUUAAAGCCCAAAACAAAACAAAACAAAAACAAAAAAGGAGAAACUAUCAAAAGUGACGAGAAACAAACAAGUUCUGGUGAUCGUAACAAAAAACGAACUACCUGCAUUAGUAUUUAGUGAAAUGGAUAGCAAAGAGAAGAUACUUACACACCUGAAGCAAAGGAAAUACUAUUAUACUAUAUAUAUAUAUAUAUAGAUUGUAACGAAGGUUGAGAGCAAGCAAAACAAAACAAAUUGUACCUAAAUUGAACAUACACAUGACAUGAUAGGGCAACAGAGAAAAAGAAAACGAACUUAGCUACAAAAAAAUACGAAACUAAACCGAUCAAGCAACAAGAAAUUACCUUCAUUUCUGCCUUAAACACAAGAUGAUGAAAGAAUGGGAAUAUUUAUAAAGAAAGUGAAAAUGAUAUAAACGAGUAUUUAUUUGUUUUCUCUCGUUAAUUGAUUUUCUUGUAUUAUUAGCAAUAAAAACAUAAAACAUCAUAUAUGUAACUACAUAUUAUAUUAUGAUAACAAUAAUACUUAACUAUCGGUUUAGUCUCAUCGAAAGAGCAAUCGACAUGAUGCAGCAGAUCAGCAGAUGAGGUGGAGAAACUAUUAAACUAUAUAUUCAUUAACUAUUUAGCUUCAAAACUGGCGUAGUGAUAAUUAGUGUCAAACACACACAAACUAAACACCUCCCCCAAAAACCCUCCUCCCCCAUAUGAAAAGAUUAUACAAAUAUUAUACAUACACUAUAUAUACAUAUAUAUUAUUAUAAAUCUAAAAGAAAGAAGAUGUCGAAGUGGAGAAAGUGGAGAAAUUUGUUUGCGCACUUCGCGUUUAGCGCACACUUCUAAAGUGAAUGCUCCGUUGUGACGUAUUGCUGUAAGUUUUGCCUUUAUUUUUUGGGAAUAACAUGAAAUUACCUAUUUGUAUACCUUUAUUGUAUUGUAUAGUCGUAUUUCGAUCCGAUAAUACAGAGAAAGAAACACAAAAACACACACACAUGUACUAUAUCCGUUCGAACGUUCGAAAGCGAUCCAACCUAUUUUUAUGUAACUUGCAUAUACUUGUACUUGUACUCUUAUGCGAUACCUUACUCUUAAGUAGUUGUUGUCUAGUUUGUUUUAUUCAAAUUCAAUAAAAUACGAAAUUAUAUCAAA